Coregonus clupeaformis (lake whitefish) is the source of this 426-nucleotide messenger RNA. RefSeq names its product CMRF35-like molecule 5. Lineage: Eukaryota; Metazoa; Chordata; Actinopteri; Salmoniformes; Salmonidae. The coding region runs from base 58 to 426 and encodes 122 amino acids. The transcript has 2 exons. The record is from RefSeq and is a predicted model, not a curated record.
UAACUGUGAUAGUAAAGUAACUUCAACGGUAUAGUAAUUGAGGAUUAACUGUCCAGAAUGAAGAUACUCCAUGUUGUCUCCUGCUGUCUUCUCUCAGCUCUGUGUGUGGUGGAGUCAGCUGUCAUGAAUGUGAAGGAUGUGGUGGGAGGACAAGUCAUGUUCGGCUGCUCAUUCACAUUGGCAGGGAACAACAUCAAAUACUUCUGCAAGGGGACAUGUUCUGGUAAAGAUAUUCUGGUUCAAACUAAUGGGAGAAAGAAUGUAUCUCAAGGUAGAUACAGUAUAGAUGACAACAGAUAUGGAGUCUUCUAUGUGACCAUCAAGAACCUGAGGAAGCCAGACUCUGGGACCUACUGGUGUGGAGUGGACCGAACUAUAAAGGACACAUACCAAGAGGUGUAUCUCACAGUUACAGAUGGUAAGUGA